Drosophila serrata is the source of this 2885-nucleotide messenger RNA. RefSeq names its product GPI ethanolamine phosphate transferase 1. NCBI's taxonomy places the organism in Eukaryota, Metazoa, Arthropoda, Insecta, Diptera, Drosophilidae. Gene Ontology annotation, molecular function: mannose-ethanolamine phosphotransferase activity. Gene Ontology annotation, biological process: GPI anchor biosynthetic process. Gene Ontology annotation, cellular component: endoplasmic reticulum membrane. The record is from RefSeq and is a predicted model, not a curated record.
UCAUAGCUGAAACAUUCGGAAAUGAAGUGGGCUCUCUGUCGGAUAUUUUUCUGGUGCUUAUUCUCACUUUUCACAAAUGCUGUGUUCCUGAUAUAUCGUCGGAUUUUAUUAAGUUUUUGGGGUAAAUCAACAAUCCCGCUAAAUAUGUGGAAGACAAAGGCCGUGCUGGUGCACCUUCUGCUGCUCGGUUGCGUUCUGAAGAUCUACUUUCAGUCCGCGCCGCUGAUCCACCUGGAGCCGCAGAUGACGCUGCCGGAAAUGGGUGUGAGGCCGCCUGCCGAUCGCCUAGUGGUGUUCCUCGCCGAAGGUCUCAGCGCGAAAACAUUCUUCUCGCAGAACCUCAGCCGGAUGCCACAGCUGGACGAGAUAUUUCAGUGCCAAGGUCUGAGGGGCAUAGCCCAUUCCAGUGUGCCAACGCUUACCCAACCGGGUAAUGUGGCUCUGAUUGCCGGAUUCCAUCCGUCGCCACCGCUCACGGCCACCUAUGACACUAUCUUCAAUCGCACCUUGGAUUCUCCUGAUGGGAUCUUACUCAAAUUUGUGGGUGACAAUCCCGAAACGGAUUCUAGUUUCAUAGAUCUGCAAGACUACCUGUCCGAGGAUACCAACCAGAGCAGGAUAAGGAACGCCAGCAGGGUGUUGAUCUUGGUCCACAUGGGUGAUGUAGGCGGGGCCAGUCCAUGGCACGAGAUAUAUUUGAAAAAGUUGUUUAGAGCCCAGGCGGGCAUAUUUGAGUCCUACGAAGUGAUGGAAAGUGUGUUCAGGGAUAAGAGGACUGCUUACCUGAUGACCUCAGCACAUGGACUCAGUAAUCUGGGCUCCCAUGGCGCUGGAACUCCGGACGAGACGGAGACACCUUUCCUUCUCUGGGGCUCCGGCAUCAAUGCUAACCGAACGAUCCAGAGACUGGAGCAGAUCCAGCUGGCGCCGCUAAUGUCUGCUUUAAUUGGCUUACCACCACCGGUCAAUAAUCAGGGCAAGUUGCCUUUGGGUUACCUGAAUGUGUCCCAUGAGGAGGAGGGGAAAGCAAUGCACCUGAACGCACUGCAACUUUUACUUCAGGCCAGGGUCCUUGUGAAACGCCACAAACGCGGCUUUUUCAACAAGUGGCUUCCUAAGGCCGGAGACUUGGACCUUUUGCGAAUUUCCUACUAUCAAUAUCAAAUAAACCGCCUCACGAAAAAGCGCUGGCAGGAGAAGGCCAUGGAGACGAGCCAAGUAGCAGCCAGUUUGGCCCUGAACUCCGUGAAGUCCUACGUGGGAUACUACCACAUUCCGCUGGCGGUGGCCACAGCAAUGACUCUUCUGGGCUGGGAACUCUACCUGGUGCUGAAGCUGUACCGGGAUUCAAGGGCCUCCAAAGAGCAUCGUAGAGGCUUUUGGACUGCGGGAACGAUUUUGCUCUCCGCUCUGGGACUGCUACUGGGAGAGCUGGCCUUCCUGCAGUGCUUACCGCUUCUGACAAUCGUCUGUUUGGUGGCGCCCUUUGGCUUUUGGUGCCUGGCCCUGGCCGAGUUGCCACUGAAAGGUCAUAGUAUCUUGGAUGUCUGGACCCACUUGAAAUGGAUCGUUAUACCUGCUGGACUCAUCGUUGUGACGCUGUGCUGCAACUACUCCCUCAGCCUGACAUAUGCUCUGGCUGUUGGCUACUACAACCGACUGGGCUAUGAGCGCCCCUCCAUCAAGGUCGUGGCCUGGUUGGUUCUGGUUAUAAUGCUGAGCUUGUUCCUAGGCUUUCUACCCAAAAUGGAUUUCUUGAUGGACACAAAUUAUCGGAUGAUCCUGCAGGCGUUAAGUAUGCUGCUGGUUGUCCUGCGUCCCUACAUUUUCGACGAAAAUCACCAGAAGCGCGUGUGGAUGGUCAACGGGGGAAUGCUGAUUAUGGGAGGAGUAGGAAUCUGCUUCACGGAGACGGGCAAGGCGGUUCCCAUCUACAUGAUGGCGGCCAACUGGGCGUACCUGUUCUAUGCGUUCAUAUCGAUACCCUACAGUGGGAAUACCUGUCUCCGAUCUCGCCUAGAGUUGAUAUGCUUUAACCUGCUGACCGUUCAUGUCCUGCUGAGUGACUCGUACACCUCUCUCUUUGCCCAGCUAUUGGUCAUAGAGUAUCAGCAGGGCAUCGAGGUGCACUUGGAGACCAGGCAACAGGUGAAGGAGGAGGAGGAUAAGGACGAACCAAUGCUAACAUCCAAGGAGUAUCUGCAACUUUGCUACCGUUUUGCCGUCUCCAUCCUGCUUUACUUCUACGUCUUAAUGAUGGGAACAGGCCAUUGGCUGCAGAGUUUCACCUAUUUGGCCAAUACGGAUCGACUGUUUAUGCCACAUUGCUGCCCCACUAUGUUGGGAUUCCUGCUAUUUGUCCAUAUGCUCAUCCCCCUCAUCAUAAUCCUGGCCAGCUUCCGCGCACUCAGCACAUUUGGGCGCCACGAGAUAAGCUCCAUUUUCAUCUGCGUGAUGCUCAUCUGCAAUGUCGUGGUUCUGUCCUUUAUGAUUUCUGUUCGCCAUCUGAUCGAUUGGCCAAAUGUACACCCAUCCGUGAUCAAAGUGAUCAUGGUCCAACUCACGGCCGUUCUGCUGAUCGCCUGCGACUCCUGUGGGAUAUUUUUAUUCCGGGGAUUUGACCUGAUCACCACCACAAUCCCCAAGCGAGCUGUGGUUCAAAUCCGUCCCAAGGCUAUAGUAUGCUCAAGGGCCUCGGUGACCUCCAGCGUGGUAUGAGUGGGUUCUGACCCAAGAACUUGUUAAAAAAAAUAGUAUUUAAAAUUGGUAGUUAACACAUAUAAGUUCUUAAGUUUAGCAACUUUUGCACGUAGCUUUUACCAGAUGUAUCUACAGAAUAUAAUAAAUAGUUUGGCAAUAAAGUGUGGAUCAUAAUUCAACAGUAA